AUGGCCAACCGCCGCGUUUUUCCUGGUUAUACGCAGCGAGAGUACGCUGCACCGUACGAGCUCGUAUUUACGGAGAAGCUGGCCAAAGUUCCCGAGCUGCUGCCACCCUCUACAGGGAAAGGUUUCCCGAUAGGAGACAUCCACACCAUGAAAUGUUUACCAGAGUGCAUAACUCCUACAUGGAAGGCAGACUCCCUGGUCAACGUGGCGGUGGACGGCCUCAAGUUGUUGACGAAGACAUAG
Parnassius apollo (apollo) is the source of this 243-nucleotide messenger RNA. The record is from the annotation of a GenBank genome assembly. Lineage: Eukaryota; Metazoa; Arthropoda; Insecta; Lepidoptera; Papilionidae.